Messenger RNA from Tetrahymena thermophila SB210, 1923 nucleotides. RefSeq names its product pyridine nucleotide-disulfide oxidoreductase. Gene Ontology annotation, cellular component: mitochondrion; cytosol. The record is from RefSeq and is a predicted model, not a curated record. Gene Ontology annotation, biological process: cellular response to oxidative stress; glutathione metabolic process; cell redox homeostasis. Gene Ontology annotation, molecular function: thioredoxin-disulfide reductase (NADPH) activity; flavin adenine dinucleotide binding; glutathione-disulfide reductase (NADPH) activity. Lineage: Eukaryota; Ciliophora; Oligohymenophorea; Hymenostomatida; Tetrahymenidae. The transcript has 4 exons.
AUGUUUUGUAAGUUAAAGAGAAUAAAUUCUGGGUUAAGAUACUACUUUUCAUCUAACUAGUAGUAGAAUUAACAUCAGAAUUAUUUUAAUUUUUAAAAUUAAGAUAAUAAUUCUACAUCACAGCAGUCUGCAAACAAUUUUGAAUUUAAAAAUGAAGAAAAUUAUCAAAAGAAUGAUAACUAAGGUUCAUAAAAUUCUUAGUUUGAUGAAAUUGAAUUACCACCCUUUUCAGAUUAGCAAGAUGAAGAUGAAAAGCAGGAUGAAAAUAAAAUUUAGUAUUUAUCCCAAGAAAAAAAUGAUAUUUUGCAUCAAAAAUAUGAUGUUGCCAUAAUUGGUGGUGGAUCUGCAGGUUUGUCUUUUGCUUUAGAAGCUCAUAAAUUGGGAAUGAAAACAAUUUUAUUUAAUUUUGUAGAACCUACAUUCAGAGGUAAUAAAUGGGGUUUAGGUGGGACUUGUGUAAAUGUUGGAUGCAUACCGAAAAAGUUAUUCCAUACUGCAUCUAUUAUUAAGGAUAGCUUAUUAAAAUCAGCAGAUUUCGGAUUUGGUGGAGAUAGGUAGCAAUUUUAAAUUGAUCUAGAUCAUAAUAAUGAGCCUAAAAACAAGCAACUCUUAAAUUUUAGAUGGAGACAACUUGUUUCUAAUGUACAAAAUUAUAUCUCUGAUUUGAACUUGGGAUUCGAAGCUCAACUCAUUAAUAGGAGUAUCCCUUAUGUGAAUGCCUUAGCUACUUUAGGCGAUAAAAAUACUAUAUACUAUACAACUAAUAAAUAUGAUUUAUAUGAUGCUAUUUAAAGAAGAGAUUUUUCUAAAUUAAUUAGCUAGCAAAUUAAGGCAGAUUACAUAGUCAUAGCAGUUGGGGGAAGACCAAAAUAUAUUAAAGAAUGUGAAAACAGUGAAAAAUAUUCUAUAACGAGUGAUGACAUUUUUUCUUUAAAAAACCCUCCUGGAAAAACUCUAGUUUUAGGUAGUGGGUAUAUAGCUUUUGAAAGUGCAGGAUUUUUGAGUAAUUUAGGGAUGAAUACAACGUUAAUGGCAAGAGGUUAAUAUCUUCGUGAAUUCGAUCAAGAUAUUGCUUAGAUGAUAGUUGAGGACAUGAAAUAAUUUAAUGGUGUACGAUUCAUAUAGCAUUCAGUUCCUUAUAAAAUUGAAAAAGAUGAUAAAGAUUAUGUUGUAUGCUACAAGAGUAUCAAAAAUAAUGACGAAUAAUGUGAUAAAUUCUAAACUGUAUUGCAAGCUGUUGGAAGAUAGCCAAAUGUUUCAUUAUUAAAUUUAGAUCAAAUAGGAGUUUAAGUCCAUUCUGAGACAAAAAAAAUUAUUGGAGGUUAUAAUGAAGAUAGUGAGAGAACUUCUGUGGAUAAUAUAUUUUCUGUAGGUGAUGUGCUACAUGGAGUACCUGAACUCAAUCCUAUUGCUUAAAUGUCUGGAAAGCUUUUAGCACAUAGAAUAUUUGGUUUAAAAAUGAAUGAUAAUAUGAAAUAUUACAACAGACAUAAAAUGGAUUAUAAUUGUAUUCCUACUACUCUGUUUACACCUUAAGAAUACAGCUUUGUAGGGUUAAAUGAAGAAUAAGCUCUUCAGCAAUAUGGUAAAGAUAGGGUAGAAAUUUAUCACUCUAGAUUCACUCCUUUAGAAGAAUAACUUACUUUUUCUUAUGAUGACCAGGGCAAUAUCAUCAAAAGAAAAAGUUAUUGUAAAUUGAUUUGUGAUAAAUUUGAUAAUAAUAGAAUUCUAGGUAUGCAUUAUUUUGGCCCUAAUGCAGGUGAAGUAAUGUAAGGCUAUGCUGUAGCAUUUAAAAUGAAUCUAUUUAAGCAUCAAUUAGAUAGUAGUGUUGGUAUACAUCCAACAUGUGCAGAAGAACUGCUCAAUCUUAAAGUUACAAAAAGCUCUGGUGAGGAUUUUGAUAAAGACUCAUGCUGAGCUUGA